UUGGUUUUUAGGGUUCUCCUGCUAUUUUAUUAAAUUCCACUGUUUAAUGGCUGGUUUGUUCUGUUAAAGCGGUUGCCAAGGCCAGAAGAGUGGGACUGCUACACGAAAACCAGUCGAAACCCAAGUGACGGCGAAGAGGAGAGUCGGAAAACCGGAAACCGGCUAGGCGAAAACAUCGAAAACUAUGAGUUUCCCGGACAAGGCGGAGCGCACCAAGUGCUGGAGCAAUCGGGACGAGUACUGGAAGUGCCUGGACGAGCACGCUCCGAAGCACAGCUCCACCAGCGGGGAGAAGGUGCCCGCCGCCUGCCAAAGUCUGCGCAAGCUGUUCGAGCAAUCCUGUCCCGGCCAGUGGGUCAAGCACUUCGACCGCAAGCGCACCUACGAGCAGUUCAAGGAGAAGAUGGCCCAGGGCUACGAUCCUUUGGAAGAGCGAGUGCGGGCCGAGAAGCAGGCCAAGUGAUGCGUGAUUUUUGUACUGUUGUAGGGUAGUGUAAAUAAAUAGCCCAUCUAGCUGUAUGACAACAA
Molecule: messenger RNA, 528 nt
Organism: Drosophila takahashii
Lineage: Eukaryota; Metazoa; Arthropoda; Insecta; Diptera; Drosophilidae
Product: cytochrome c oxidase assembly factor 6 homolog
Biological process (GO): mitochondrial ATP synthesis coupled electron transport; respiratory chain complex IV assembly
Cellular component (GO): respiratory chain complex IV; mitochondrion
Source: RefSeq, a predicted model, not a curated record